Adineta ricciae is the source of this 810-nucleotide messenger RNA. The record is from the annotation of a GenBank genome assembly. Lineage: Eukaryota; Metazoa; Rotifera; Eurotatoria; Adinetida; Adinetidae.
AUGGCAGGACCAGAGAAUAUCAACGAUCAUAACGAAAAUAUUCGUCAGAUGCAAUCCGAACUCGAAACACUUCGAUCAAAAGGUUCACAUGCUGGAAGCUCCUACGAUCGUCGCAUUGGAGAUCGUAUUGCUUAUCUUAAAGCUCAAAUUCACGUUGUUACUUUGAAACGUAUCAUUGAUUUAAGAAGCGUUGGACGUAAGGAUGGCACACCUGCAUGGAAAGACGUUCUUCCGCAAAUAAGUGACGGCCAUGUUUAUUCGUACAAUCCUUGUUAUUCGUUCAGUCAAGUAAAUUGCCUAGAUGUUGCUGCUUGUCAAGCACAUCAGACCGACCAGAAGCUAACAUAUUCAUUAGGUACACAGAACAGUGUGCAGUGGAGAACCAAUCUAGGUCAAGAACUACCGACAUUAGUGUAUAAAACUACCGAACGAACAUUAGAAGUCACUUUAAAAUGUCUCGGCCCAAAGGAAUCUGAUAGAUUGGACGUUCAAGGCCUUGAUACAGUCAAACGCAUUUACACUAUGACAUUGUCUUCGAAAUGCGCCUGUUGGGAUGGAUGCGGUUCUGGUUCGACACCGAACAAUGGAAUCAGUGGAGGUUUAGUCUUCAUCAUUGUAUUGUUCACGUUGCUGUGUAUCUAUUUGGUUGGUUUUACGGUGUUUAAUAAAUUCAAACGACAAGCCACUGGAUUUGAUAUGCUUCCACAUCGUACUUUCUGGAUUUCACUACCUGGUUAUGCGUUGGCAGGAACAAGAUUUAUAUUCGGAAAAAUAAUGAAUAGAAAAACGGAUUACAGCUCCGUUCCAUAA